Hydractinia symbiolongicarpus is the source of this 883-nucleotide messenger RNA. RefSeq names its product 39S ribosomal protein L19, mitochondrial-like. The record is from RefSeq and is a predicted model, not a curated record. The transcript has 5 exons. The coding region runs from base 20 to 838 and encodes 272 amino acids. Lineage: Eukaryota; Metazoa; Cnidaria; Hydrozoa; Anthoathecata; Hydractiniidae. Gene Ontology annotation, biological process: translation. Gene Ontology annotation, cellular component: ribosome; mitochondrial large ribosomal subunit. Gene Ontology annotation, molecular function: structural constituent of ribosome.
AAAAUCGUUCGAUACAAACAUGGCUGCUAAAGCUGCACGCUUUUCUAGAUGCUUUCAAAAAUGUAAAAGUUUUAGUUACAUACGAAGAAACACCAGUCUGUCAUCACGUAAUUCAAUUAAAAAUGAGUUGGAAGGGACUGUGAUAAAAGUAAAUACAACCAAGUCUCCUUUGUUCAGUCAUGAUCUACUUGCUUCCAAUAUUGUGAAAAAGACCGAUGCUACUGUCAAUUCCGGAUCAAUAUACGUCAACUAUCCGAACAAAGAGACAACUCUGGUCGGUAAGAAGCCGAAAAUUAGAAUGGUAUGGGAAGAACAAGAUUGUAGUGAAAGUUUUCCAGCUUCGCCAGAGGAAGCCAAUUUAAAUUUAGUUCAUUUCUUGGAACAACGAGAUAUGUGGAUGCGUCAGAAAAUGUUACACGUUCCGAAGUUUUGUGUGGGAAGUAUAAUAGCUGUAACCAGGGGUGAUAUGUACGCCCCUGAUGGCUUCACAAGAUUUGUUGGCUUGUGUAUCAAUAAGAACACAAUGCAGAACACAAAAGGAGCAAACUUUAUCUUAAGAAAUGUAAUCGAGGGAGAAGCGUUAGAAAUCCAAUAUCCGAUAUAUAACCCGUUAAUUCAAAAAAUCGAAGUGUUGCGACAUGAGCGUUGGGAAAAUGAAAUACCAGAAGUAGGACUCCGAUUUCUACGCGAUUACCCUUUAGAAUAUAGCACAGUGAAUGAGAGUAUGGAAGCUGAAGAAUAUACAGAAGAACCUAAAAUCAGGUUGUGGACAUCGGAAGACAAAGAAAAACUAAAAAAAUGGUUCGAAAUGAUAUAUCAGUCGAGGAGAAGAAGAUAACGAUUGUAUAUUUUUGUUACGUCGAUAAAUCAAAAUGUUUAGCUA